Molecule: messenger RNA, 1308 nt
Organism: Mesocestoides corti
Lineage: Eukaryota; Metazoa; Platyhelminthes; Cestoda; Cyclophyllidea; Mesocestoididae
Source: the annotation of a GenBank genome assembly
AUGUCGUCAGUCAUAUCUCAGUCUAAUGAUCUAAAGAUAACUGUUAAAUUGACAAUGCGUGUGCCCAUCAAGUCCACGGAGGACCUCCUGAGUCGCAACCUCGGUGAAGUCUACCAACAGUGUCUGCAGAAACUAGGGGGAAAAAACUACAACGAGAAGCGUUUUAGCACUAAACUUAGAGCUAAUUCAGUUGGUCUUAGUCUCGCCAAGGGUUCUUGGUGGCAUUAUGGACCGAUCGUGUCCACAUUGUUAUACCAAAACAUCCUGCAGUUCUCUUCCUGUCCAGGACGUCCCGCCAAGAUCCUUCUCCUCAUUACUACCGAUGAUAGGAGCAGGACUGAGUUGGUGCUAGUCAAGACCAAGGGCAUAAACUAUGCGAAUCUACUUUUGGCCGCACUGCAGAGAAGCGUGCUUGAAGCUCACCAGCGUCUCUCUUACAAACCAGCCCCACUUGAGAACACAGACUCUCGACCUGUUACCUAUCAAUUGGAAGAACGCGACACAGCAUCAGUAAUACGACGAUCUUCGGUCUCUUCCUCUUCAUUAACACCAACUCAGAAGAUCGAAACGCCUAUGGCUAAAACUUCGGAAGAAACCCAGAAACAGCGAGACUUGCAUCAAAAAGGGACCGCAUCAUCGCAAAUAACGGGGGAAAUUCGAGUUAAGCCCCUUACAGUAGAGAUGCCGAUUCCCCCAGAACGUCUUAAAAAGAUGCAGAGUCAGAAAAAAUCAGAAAAUCAACGUGAUGAGGAUAGCAAGAACGAAAUUAACGGCUACACUGGAAACUAUACUAAGACUUCCUACGACCCAGAGACCAAAAUUGAGACCUUGGAUUCUGUGGUCUAUUAUGGUCAACAAACAGAAUGGCUAACAAAAGCGAAAAAUAACAACAAACCGAAAAAACCGAAGUCUCGGGCUCCACGUGAACUCAGUAUGGUAGGUAAUGGGCGAAAGGUGACUCGAGAAGUUGACGAAAACAAUAUUCCCUGGGAGGUUAAUAUCUGCUACAUUAAGCAUGAUCCGUUGGUUGGCUGUGUUGAAGACGAGUCGGGCCCUAUUUACAUGUACACUGCCCAUCAGCUGGUAUCACGGGAGGAACAAGAUUAUGACAUCCGUGAAUCUGACGAAAGUGACCCUAGCAGCUCCAGUGCCGAGGAAGAUAGUGCUGACGAGAGCUCGUGUGACAGCAUGGAUAGUUCUGAUGAGAACAAAGAAUUGGAAAAAUUUAUGAUGCUUGGAAGAAGCAACCAUACCACUGAACUCAAAAAUGGGAAUGCUGGCAGCCUGGGUGAGAUCUAUGAAUAUUAG